Molecule: messenger RNA, 4299 nt
Organism: Funneliformis mosseae
Lineage: Eukaryota; Fungi; Glomeromycota; Glomeromycetes; Glomerales; Glomeraceae
Source: the annotation of a GenBank genome assembly
AUGGUAUCCCGAGAAGAUUUAUUCGGAGAUAUUAAACCAAAUGGAAUAUUUAUAUCAGUGCAGGAUGAUUGGGUUUAUUUAACAGCAAUAUGGAAAGAGCACGAAGUACCUUAUGACGAUGCUAUGGGUUUGAUCAGACAAUAUAAGAGGCCUUUACUUUCAAUAUUACGUAAUAAUUAUGCUUCGAAUAACAAUUGGGAAUUUCUUUAUAGUCAUCGACUUGAUGGUCCUAUAACGCAUAUAUCGAGUUUCUAUUAUAACGAUGGGUCAAUAUCAACGGCAGGCACGGAUUAUCACGAAAAUAAUGCAUUGGCAAUUUUGUAUCAAAUACAUGGAAAAGAGGAAAUUAAAUUCGUCAUGAGAUUAUAUCAUAUAGGUCAUUAUGAAGAAAUAACUGAAACUAUUGAAUUAAGUGAAUGUCAAAAACUUUCAUCACACACGUGUCAUAUUUCACCAUCCUUUAAAUUUCAGGACAUAACAUUGCCAGGAACGACUAAUAUUAAAUCAUUUCAUGUGGACGGUUCAAUCAUCUUAUAUUCAAGGAAUCCAGACGAUGCCAAAUUUAGAACAAUAUUAAUACCUAAAAAUGUGUUUGACAUUCCAAAGAGCAAGAUAAGUGCAUUAACAUUAAAAACUAGUGAUCCAGGACCGAUACAAAAAAUCGGUCCAUUAAACCCUUUUUGGAGAAAAAUUUCAAUUUUUCGACGCGUUUACGCUGUGCCAGGAGUGAUUCGAGUUUUAAAUGUUGAAGUCACAGCAAAUGAUGAAGUUUGGACAUUUCAAGUAACCGUCAUUCAUAACUCAUCUUCAAUUCAUAACUCCUCGUCAUCAUCUGAGGAAUCAGACAUGAGCCCUUUUCGUUGGCGUUCCAAGAUAAUAAUUGGGUAUACGCCGUCGACACCAAAGAAACUCGAGUAUGACCAAUUUGAUUUUGCGCGCGGGAUUACUCUUGUUCCACCAAUCGCAGUUCCGAAACCUGUUGUAGUUACAGCAAAAAACGUGACAACAAUCUGUGUCGCUUUGAAUAAUAUUUUAUUCACGUUUGAUUAUAGCAAUACAACAGCAGCGGAUCCCAACCCACAAGGUACAAAUUCAACUGAAGCAUUUAUAGUUAGAAGUGAAUAUCUUCCUUUACUUGAGGAACGACAAUUCCAGAUCGUAGGAACUGAAAUCAAUGCUAAUGGUAAUUUAUUGGCGCUGGUGACUAUGAGAGGAGGUGCUGAUAUAAAUGUCCCGCCAUCAUCUCGAAUGAAGAAAGGUUUGUUUGCAAGGUUAACUGAUGCUGAUAAUAAACUUAUAAACAAAACUGAAGACAAUUGGGAAUUAAGGAUGGUUAUUCAAUCAUCAUAUUUGGAUUCUCUUAGUCGGUCUGGUUUAGACGUAAUAGCAGUAAAGAUAUUAAAUGUCUCUAGAAUACAGAUAAAUUUGUACGAUAAUGGAGAUGUUGCAACGUUUGAUUUGGAUAAAGCAGAACAAGAAAUGAAAAUUUGGUUCUUUAUUAGAAAACAAUGGAAAAUGUAUCUCGUAAUAACUUUCAAUGAAUCAGAUCAUGGUUUACAAGUUCACGAUGUAUAUUCAUACCAAGAUGAAACUAUCUUGAUUCAUUUGAUUCAUUCUGACCAAGAAAAUUGUUCCAUUCCAGCUUUAUAUUUUCGACUUUUACAUAGUAAUAAAACCUUAACCUUGAUUAAUGUUUCAGCUACGGAAAUACCAGCGUUUAACUUUUGUGAAAUAACGAUUGAGAGGGUCAUAUACUAUUAUAUUAACAUUUAUCCUUUAUUGAGAAAUUAUAUUUUUGCAACCUAUGUGAAUUCAAGCAAUCCUGAUGACGCGAGUGUUUAUGGACUUUUGGUUAAUUGGAAUGGAGAUUUUAUUAGUAACACGUAUCUGAGUAAGGCUUCUGUGAAUAAGGAAGGAAUUGUACAACCUCCUGGGAAACUUUAUCAUUCAAGUCAAUUAGCAAAUGUUGGGUUUUUAUACGUGGAUAUCCUAGAAAACACUGGAGAUGUGAUUUGGCAUCACUUUACUAGCCCUUUAAAUAGUAACUUAAGUAUUUCUAAUAUCAAAUCUGGAAUGAUUGGGAAUCCUGGCAGCGUAAAUGUAAGAACUUCUGGAUUCCUAAAUACGGAAGGAAAUUAUUGUUUGGUAGUAACAAGAUUUUCUAGUGAAGGUCAAAAAUCAACUUUGCGCGUAGAAAUAAUCUUAAUCUCUGCUCAUGAUGAUCAAACAUCUCCAUCUUAUUUGAUGUAUUCAAGUGAUGAGAUGACUUUUUCGGAUAUUAUCGCUUUGAAUUGUAAUAUUGAUUAUAAUGGAAGUGAGAAUAUUUGUCAGCUUCUCAUUUCUGAAGGGAAUGAUAUUUUUAUUUUGAAAUUAUCUUUUUCCACAUUCGGAUACUUAAAAAAUGUUGAAACUAAAUGGGCGAAUUACCUUGAAGGUUUAAAUGAACUGAUAGUGAAUCCGUUGCUUUUCGGAGGUUACCUCUUGACAGCAAGUACCCGCAAUCAAAUUGGGAACUUAAUUUAUGGUUUCAUUCUCAAUUCAACUGGAGAUUUUCAAAAUAAUUGGCCUCUACCACAACCAUUUCUCGUAGAUUCCAAUGGAAACCCUUAUAGUAUUCUUCCUGAUAACAAAUUUGUUGCUGUAAAACAAAUAAAUGAUACUAAUUGGAUUUUAAAUAUGACGGAACUUCCUAAAAUUCCCAUUGAAAAUGACAUGGGAUAUUUUAAUCCACAAAUAAUUCAGACAUUGCCAAAAAUAAACGGAACGAUUACGAUGAGAACUUCUCAUAUCCUUAUACAUUACAAAAACCCCGUCUUACUCUCUGAUGGAUCUGUUGUCAUUUUUGCUAAUUCCGACCCUUUAACAAAAGAUCCAAAACAUUUGCGACAAAUCUAUUCUGGUCGAUCAGGAUAUUGUAUUUUAAGCGAAAAUCAUAAAACAGUCACGAUUCAAACUUUUGCAAGUACGUUUAAUCAACCUCUAACCGAUUAUUAUGUGACAAUUGAAGAUAAUUUUGUAAAACUUGAUGAAACUGGUGAAGCUUUAAAGGGAAUCCAACCAAAAAUAUGGGCUUUUAAGACGAAACAAAUCGUUCCAGGAAUUUUUGUUGAAUCUACAAUGGCAACAUUUCGAUUGUCGGUCUACGGAUCAAAACUUUACGAAUCACUAAAUUUAAAAGAAAAGAUAAAUUUUGUAAAUGAACUUUGCAAUGAAUUGGCAACAGCCUUACCUGUUGCAUCAUCACGAUUAGUUCCCAAAUAUCGAUAUCAACGUGAUCCAACAACAAAACGACUACAAGUUAUUUUAUUAUUAGAAGUAAUUUCAACAACGAAUACUUCGGACAUGAAUGUAGUUAAUAUUAUUAAAGAUUUGAAUUCUCUAAUUAUCCAUCGAGAUAUGGGACCAUUGAUAUUCAUGGAAUAUACUAGUUUAUUAGACGAUAAUUAUGGGCUUAUUAAAGUUGAAAACUUUUGGAUCAAAUAUUCGUUCAUCAUCAUUUUAUUCAUCGCGGGAAUUUUAUUAGUCGUCUUACUAUGUUUUAUCGAACAACGUAAAAAUCCAAAGGCUGAAACAGCAGUCGCGUUUAAAUUCUUUAUCGAACUUGUGAAUUAUGUCUUAUUCAUCAUGUUCACGAUAAAAUAUUCAAAGGCUGUAAAAGGACUUUACACAGCAAGCGUAACAAUUAUUUUAAUAUCUACCACAUUCAACGAAACGGUAGCGAUAUUUUUAAUUAGUUAUUACUGCAGACCAUGGUUGAAGAAGCAUUAUUUGAUAACGACCUUAUUCACGUUAUUAUCGGUGGUUGACAUUUAUUCAUUGAUGAUAUUAUCCUCAAAGAUUGGAAAUCAUCCGAAUUUAAGUGCAAAGUUUUCUAAUUGUGUGCACAAAUGGAUAUUUUGGGUUGGAUUACUUGCUUUUGUUAAUAAAGAAAUUCCUCAAUUUGUCAUCAUGUCAUUAAACCUUUACCUAGUUCCGUAUCUUUCCCUAUUAAUAUUAUUUAUCAUAAUCGUAUUUAAUGCAGUUUGGAGGUUGAAUCAAUUAUUUAACUUCCUUUUACAUCCACGAAGUUCAAGUAGAGGAUCACAGGCUGAAUUCUUUCAUAACAAUGACAAUGAAAAUACCGGAUACGAAACCGAUAAAGAAGAUAAUGCUCAAGAUAUAAAUAAACACAACAAAUUAUCCGUACCACAUAGUGAAAUAAUUUUUGAAAAUGAUGAUUUCGGUGAAGAACAAACAACAAAAGAAAAGAAGGUUAGAUUUGAUCUUGAAAGUGAUAAUGAUGAAGAAAUGAUUGGUUAA